GAGGGCGGGCUGUAGGUUGAAGAUGUUGUUGACUCACAAUCUCAUGGAGGCAGGGAGGGACGGACGGAGGGCAGCCUGGUUGACUGAGCCGCCUCGCCCCUCGGUGGGUUCAAGAUGCUGCUGCUGCUGCUGCUGAUGAUGUUAGUCAUCUUCAUCACACUUAACUGGUGCGGAGAGAUGGAAUUUGAGGACAUACAGAGCAAGCUCAUGGCAAGUAGAUACAGCGGCUCUUGCUAAUAUUGGAAGGCGUGCAAAGUUCGCGGGUAGCGGCUAAACUACAGUUACGGAAGUUGAUCUCCCAGUGAGGAAUGGCUGGAAGAUGAUGGUGGGAGAUGGAUGACGAUGCAGGUUUUCGGCGAGGGCAUCUUGCUGAGCUUGGGUUCCUACUUGACUGAGUUCAGUUCGUUACAAUGAGAUCCCGGAUGAUACCUGCCCUCCAUCGAUGGAGAACGCCAGCAGCGAAGCAGAUAGUCUCCGAAUAGAGUCAGCAGUGGGGCCGAAGUCACGAAGGAGUGACCUUCCUGCAGUUGCGCAUCUGCCACUGAUUUUAAAAAGUUUACCGGGCAAGGGAAAGGCGUGCCAAAAUAAGCCAAAAUGCGGUAGAAAACUGGGACGAAGCAAGCCACAUCUUAGGGUAGAUAUGCUUUAUUUAGUGCACGGUCAAUCGCAUGGAGAUGGUAAGCCUAUCACAGAUUAAAGAGAAGCGAGAAAAGCGCAAGUAAUUGAGGACUUUCCUUCCCCUUGCUUUGAUCUGGAGCCACGCCUCCUGCCCUUGCUCGCUUGGCCUGAGCAUCGCUAGGGGCUCCCAUUCUCACAUCCUUUUCUUUUCCAGCACUCACAUCUUGCUCUCGUGUCUAUCCCACUCGUCGCCCUCUCUCUCUCUCUCUCUCUCCUCUCUCCCUCGCCGCGUGCUGUUGUUUGGUCUGUCUGUCUGUCUGCGUGAGCUUUUAGGUAUGAGGAUUCGCAAGCGGAGUCAGUCGGUGGCUCCGGCCACUACACCACCGCAGCCCAUCUCCUACAAGUAUCAGACGUCUCCGGGAGAUGGGGUCAUGCGAGGUUCUGGGGGAAAGAGCGCAGUUGCAUCGCCUGCCGCUGUAUGCAGCAACAUACAGGGGAAUCGACGCCUGGAUGACGGUGGCUCGCCUCUUGCAUCGCCCCAUUCCAGCUCCGACGUCUACGCAGAGCCGCCGGUGUUAGAAAACCAUCGACUCUCGGAUGCGAACGUGAAGAGCACUUACAGCGAUGGAGAUCUAUCAGGUCCAGGAGAUGACGGUGUCACCGACAAAGUCCGCCCGAGCCAAUCACCCACCAAGAGGCGAAAGAUUGAGCACGAAACUAAACCCGUCUUCGAGGGAUCUUCUUCCAUGACUGCUGCAGAGCUGUUGGUGGUGGAUCAGUUGGCCAAUGGUGUACGUCAAAGGUUGGCUGCUUCAGAACAUUCUACAACAACUGAGCAAGUGCCAGUAAAGCCAGUUCCACAGAAGCCAACAGAGAAUUCCAAGGACGCUCUGAUUAGUUCCAUUUUUUAUGUGUUCGACACAUGUGGCGAGAACGGACUCUCAGCCAGCGAGGUAGUGAAGUAUAUGCUAGAUCAACGUCUCCCAGGCCUCAAAGAAGGUGGAGCAAGGCACACCGUGCAAGUAGCUAACGUUCUUCGAUCCUCGUCUUCUUUCAUCUCAUUAGGAGACAAGAAAUAUCUACUUUGCUCCACUUUAGAUGUCAGGACAGACUCAAAGAGGCAAACUGGGGCAACACGGAUAGUGCACAAGAGUGCGCCCGCAGGAUCAGGGAGCGAUGGGAAGGACUCGUCUGAAAAUGAAGAUGAUUCCCUACGGCAUGCAGCGAAAGCCAGGAAAGGAAGCAACCUGCAGCAGCCCAGCAAAUUCACAGCUGCAGACAAGAACCCGCAUUCUAACACAAGAUCAGGCAAGAAGGUUCAAGCUGAAAAACCCAAGAGCAUUGUUGCACAGGCGACUCCCGCUCAGGAAGAGAGACAAGGUUCGGAUGAGGAUGCUGCUGAACCGGUGGUUGUGAAGACUACCAGACGGCGGGGGCCAUCUUCCUCGCAGAAAGGCAAAGGUCCUACGCAGUGCAAGCGCUAUGAUGGCAGGGGAUGGCAAUGUUCCCGGCUCACUGAGCCUGGUUACUCCUUGUGUGUCCAUCAUCAAGAUUUGAUUAACAAACGCGCUGCCAAGCUCAAAGAACAGCAAACCUUGAGUAGAUUGAUGGAAUCCGUGCAUCGGAAAGCCAAGAGUCAACCUGCAGCAGAGAGCGCGAAGCCAGCUGACUUGCCAGAGAAUGGAAAUUCCAAAGCACCCUCCAGUAGAGAUAGGGAUGUUAAGGAUCAUAGCAGCAGCAGGGAUAAUGAGAGGGAUAUUAGAGAAAUCGCUUCUGGAGCUCCAGUCCAGAAACGAAAGAUGCUCUCUCUAUUAGCAAUCAAGUAGCCAAAGCCUUGUACAAAUUUCGAGCGACCAUUUUUAGCUUACAACCCUUUGUAGUGCUUAUUAGCACUGGAUUUUGUUUUCUUUUCUGUUUUCUUUUUUUAAAGAACACUUACCAGUACA
Molecule: messenger RNA, 2564 nt
Organism: Physcomitrium patens
Lineage: Eukaryota; Viridiplantae; Streptophyta; Bryopsida; Funariales; Funariaceae
Source: RefSeq, a predicted model, not a curated record